AUGAGGGAGAUGGAGGAGCUGAGGAAGACAAGAGCUGAGGAAGAUAGAGAAGCUGAGGAAAAUAGAGGAGCUGAGGAAGUUAAAGGAGCAGAGGAAGAUAAAGGAGUUGCGGAAGUGGUGUGCCAGUGGUGUGCCAGUGGUGUGCCAGUGGUGUGCCAGUGGUGUGCCAGUGUGCCAGUGGUGUGCAAGUGGUGUGCCAGUGGUGUGCUAGUGGUGUGCCAGUGGUGUGCCAGUGGUGUGCCAGUGGUGUGCAAGUGGUGUGCAAGUGGUGUGCCAGUGUGCCAGUGGUGUGCAAGUGGUGUGCCAGUGGUGGCUAGUGGUGUGCCAGUGGUGUGCCAGUGGUGUGCCCGUGGUGUGCCAGUGGUGUCCAGUGGUGUGCCAGUGGUGUGCCAGUGGUGUGCAAGUGGUGUGCAGUGGUGUGCCAGUGGUGUGCCAGUGGUGUGCCAGUGGUGUGCCAGUGGUGUGCUAGUGGUGUGCCAGUGGUGUGCCAGUGGUGUGCCAGUGGUGUGCCAGUGGUGUGCUAGUGGUGUGCCAGUGGUGUGCCAGUGGUGUGCCAGUGGCGCUGACGACUUCGUCAGGUCACCUCGUGACUCCUGCAGCAGCACAAGCAGUCCGGUGGGGUCGCCGCCCCCUCGCUCCCCCUCCACCACGCCCCCCGCCGCCCACGCCACGCCCAUGAUCACGCCCGCGCCCUUCCCCCCUGCCCUCACCAUGCACCACCACCAGAAAGACGAGUAUGAAUCCUUUUACAGUGAAGCCAUUGGCACGGAGUGGAUUGAUGCAGCAGUUGUAGAGAUGGUCACAUGGAGCGUGGGCGGCAUGGGGGUGGGCGGUGGGCGGCGGGUGUCACCCGGCCUGCAGUGCCUGGUGUGUGGAGACACGUCUUCGGGUAAACACUACGGUAUCCUCGCCUGCAACGGCUGCUCAGGGUUCUUCAAGAGGUCCGUCCGGCGGAAGCUUAUCUACAGGUGCCAGGCUGGGACAGGCGCCUGUGUGGUGGACAAGGCUCACAGGAACCAGUGCCAAGCCUGCCGACUCAAGAAGUGCAUUCAGAUGGGCAUGAACAAGGAUGCGGUGCAGAACGAGCGGCAACCUAGAAACACAGCCACCAUCCGGCCGGAAGCCUUCGCUGACAUGGACCAAGAGAGGCUUCUCCGUGAAGCAGCAGUCGCGGUGGGAGUCUUCACGCCUCCCCUGCCCCUGCCCGGCCUGGUGACAGCCAUGGGAGGUUCCAGGGGCUUCCUGGGUCCUCCCUCCGUCACCACCUCCACGCCCUUCACCACCUCCCACGCCCACCACGCCCUCGCCUCCAUCGCCUCGGCGCCCGCGCCUCCACCCACCUCCUCCAGCAACAACCUCGCCACUAACAACAACAACAACAACCCGGCCACUAUCAACCACAUGUCGAGCACUGCCAACGGUGGGAUGACGGGCAUGUUGCUGGCCGGUCAGAGGGCCAUGUCGCCCUCCAAAGAGGACCACGAACACGGAGUUCGUAGUGUGGACUCGCCAGUGGAUGUAACAGGUGGUAGCAGCGAUGAUACAGGGCCAAUAGGCCCACACAUGCCACCUGUGUCCUCAUGUUCGUCUUCGUCCUCGUCAGGGACCUCUUACGUGGAUACAGCGCCCCUGUGGGACCCACUACAGGAGUCAGUGCAGGAGACGGCAGCCAGACUACUUUUCAUGGCCGUCAAAUGGGCUAAGAAUCUUCCUUCCUUCAGUAGUCUGCCCUUUCGUGACCAGGUGGUGCUACUGGAGGAAGUGUGGUCCGAACUCUUUGUACUAAAUGCUGUCCAGUGGUCCCUCCCACUGCCCACCUGCCCUCUCCUCUCACCCUCUGCUCAUGCCCACGCCCUUGCUCACGCCCAUAAAGCUGCUCAGGCCGCCCACGACAUUCGCCAGUUGUCUGAGGUAGCUGGAGCAUUUAGAGACCUGGCAGUGGAUCCUGCUGAGUUCGCUUACCUCAAGGCCAUCGUUCUCUUCAGACCAGAAGUGCGGGGGCUGAAGGAUGCAGCACAGGUGGAGUCGCCAGACCAGGCACAGGUUAUGCUAAGCCAGCACGUGAGGGCCCACUACCCAGCACGACCAGCACGUUUUGGUCGUCUUCUGCUGCUUCUUGCCUCUCUCAGGUCACCCCCUCCACCCCGCGUCCAGGCACUAUUCUUCACUGCCACCAUCGGCAACACCCCCAUGGAGAAGAUCCUAUGUGACAUGUACAAGAGUUGAGGAAUAAAGACAUUCUCUGCUCCAAAUAUUCUUUAAUAGCUAUUUCUCGACUGUUUGGUAGGAUGUAUGGCUGAUAAUGUCUGUGUAUCCAUACCCCAGGAAUACAUUUCUGCAAUAUAUCUGAUAAAACUACUCCUCAAACUUGACCCUCCUUGAUUACUCCAGAGUAACUAUGCUCUGGAGAACAUAUUUUUUUGGUGCCAAUUCUAACACAUUCCUGGUGGAACACAAAGAUUAAAAGCUGGUCUAUGACAGUGAAUGGAAUGAUAUAAAGGUCAGAUAAAAUUUAACCUUAUGCAUGAAACAUUUAUUAAUUAUACACUAGCUCACUUAAUUAAAUAGGAAAGAGGAUGGUAUUUAAAAAAUAUAGCAGCAUAAAGAGAAAAUACUAAAAACUUGUACAAUAGAGUACUGCACUUUUCUUUAUGUAAGCAUAAAUACUAACCAAACCCAGAAAAUAAAAGGUUUUCCAUCCAAAUCUUUAAUAUACUUAUGCAUAUACUAUUUGAAAUUCAUACCCAGUAACCAUUUUACUUUCUAAUCAUUUUCAGUUAUUGCAAA
Molecule: messenger RNA, 2787 nt
Organism: Cherax quadricarinatus
Lineage: Eukaryota; Metazoa; Arthropoda; Malacostraca; Decapoda; Parastacidae
Source: RefSeq, a predicted model, not a curated record